GGCGAGGUCCUCCCGACCGGAUCGAUGGCGAACACUCCGAUUCCUUCCGAGGCAAGCAUGGCUGUGUUAUGUUUCGAAUUUGGGGCGUGACACAAACAGUUGGGCUAGUAUUCAAGUCGGGCCACUCAAGUGGACUGGACCCUAACCAAGCUGCUGCAGCGUCUCGAAAUGCCGGUGACAAUUCUAUUCCUCUCCUUUUCCUAUAUUCUAUCUUUUUCCCCAUCAGUCUGGCCAUCUCCUGAAAGACGCCUCCGUGUAUGAAAUCUUGAGGAAGAUAUGCCAGUUCCUCUCCUUCCAAGUGCACCUACAAAUUGCAUUAAUAUCUCAUUCCAAACUAGCUAAGUUUAUUAGGAAUAUUCUCUUCUGCCUCCGGUUCAUCCAAAGAGAGAGCAUCGAGGACAUUCACCCUUUGAUCCCAAUUUUACAUUUAUUAGCCCUCCAAAUAGAUCAUAAGAAGGGGUGGCUAAGGAAAAGAUGAUUCAUCACCAUUUCCUUGGGGUAAAUGCAGAGGGACAACCCUCUAGAAACCACCUAACCUUCUAAUGCCGUCAUUUCCCUUUCAUUUGAAUUUUGUUCUAAGAUGAAGCCACAUAAAGAUCCUCAUGCUUUGUGGAGUUGCAUACUUCCACAAGGCAUGGUAGAACGGACAAAUAUAGUCCCCUUGGCUUUAGAAAUUUACAGGAGUUAAUGAAGAAAAUUGUUGAGCUCUCCGUCUUCCAACUUGGCCUGUCAUGGAUAUCUCCCAGCUGAAAUAGGUUUACAGUUUCCACAAAACUUUUCCACUCUUCAUGAAAAUAUAAGGGCCAUCUACUUCUAAUUAUUAACUAUACACACUUACCUAUAGAACAGGUAACAGACUCUACCGUUGAGGGUCUUGGAUAGUCCAACUCAUAGCACAAGAUCUCCAAUAAGCUGAAUUGCCAUAAAAACAGUGGCAUGCUAAAUAUAACUUAUGGCAACAUCCAUGUAAAAAAAAUAUAAGGAUUGAAUAAAGGUCUUAUCCCCCUUAUUUCCUUGAUAUGAGAAAAUUAUGUAGCUACAAUCAACCUAAGUUUAUAUGAUUUUUUUUGUUUUAUUUUGAGACUCCUUGAGCCUGACUUUCCCAAAAGAAAAGGCCUUUUCUUCGAGGAAAAUGAAUAUCAUGUCAUGUUUUUAAUUCUAGUAUCUUCUCUUAUAUUUCUUAAAUUUUAAAUUACUGGCUAACCACUAACCUCCACUUGAACGCAUCCUAGCUCUCAGAAGCAACAACAUAGAAAGACCCUUGAAUAAUUCUAGCAUUUUCAUCCACAAGGACUUGCGCAGCCCGUGAGCAAGCAAGUCUUGUCCACUGAUGCAGCAAUCUCAACAUUAAAUUGGAUGUGGAUGGAUGAACUACCCAAGGGUUUCUACUUUUUAUCCUCCACUGGAAUAGUUCUAGCAUUUUCAUCCCAAUUCUUCUCCAAAUGGAGCGAAAACUAUCCUUACUUUUGGUGAUACGUCUGCUUACAGGAAUCGCAGCAACCAAAUAUGAUGAAUUCACAUACAAUGGAUUCCAAAGGAGUGAGUUGUACCUUGAUGGCAUAGCAGAGAUCAUACCCAAAGGCCUUCUGAGAUUAACCAACACUACAAACAACCAGCAAGGACAUGCAUUCCACAAAGUGCCACUGCAUUUGAAGAACACCAUAGAUGGUAAUGUUUACUCUUUCUCUACUUGCUUUGUUUUUGCAAUACUCACCGAAUAUCCAGAUGUGGGUGGUGGUGGAUUUGCACUUGUGCUCUCUCCAACCAGGGGGCUCCCUGGGGCUAUGCCCAAACAAUACUUUGGUCUUUUCAACUCUACCAAUGAAGGCAAUUCAUCAAAUCAUGUCCUUGCUAUUGAGCUAGACACCAUCUCCAAUCUGGAGUUUGGAGAUAUUGAUAGCAACCAUGUCGGAAUUGAUGUCAAUGGAUUGAGGUCGACAGACGCCGCGCCGGCAUCAUAUUUUGUUGAGAAAAUUGACAAGUUUAACAACCUCAGCCUUACAAGCGGGGAACUAAUGCAGGUAUGGGUAGAUUAUAGCAAUCCAGAGAAGAAGCUAAAUGUCACAAUAUCCCCCAUCAGUGUGCCCAAACCAAGCCGUCCGUUGUUGUCUUCUUCCAUUAAUCUCUCCUCGGUAAUAUUAGAUACCAUGUAUAUUGGCUUCUCUUCUUCUACAGGCUCCAUUCUAACAUCCGCUUAUGUUCUGGGUUGGAGCUUUAAGAUGAAUGGGCAGGCGGCUGCCCUCGACCUGUCCAGCCUUCCUUCACUUCCUUUGAAAAAGCAUAGAAGAAAGCUAACGUCUCUGAUAAUUUGGCUGUCCUUAGGAGUAGUGGUGUUCAUGACUAUAACCGCCUGCAGUAUUGCUUACAUAAUAAGAAGAAAGGCAAGAUAUGCUGAAGUUCUUGAAGAGUGGGAGCAAGAGAACAGAACUCAUAGAUUCUCAUAUAAAGAACUAUUCAAGGCUACCAAAGGCUUUCCUGAGAAAAAUCUUCUGGGAGUCGGCGGUUUUGGAAGAGUUUACAAAGGCAAGCUGCCCACCUCUAAAACCGAAAUUGCAGUGAAGAGGAUAUCUCAUGAUUCUAAGCAAGGAAUGAGGGAGUUUGUUGGGGAGAUUGCGAGUAACAGUCAGCUCCGUCACCGCAAUUUGGUCCGACUUCUUGGUUAUAGCCGUAGGAAAGGGGAAGUCCUUUUGGUCUACGAGUUCAUGCCUAAUGGAAGUCUUGACAAGUUCCUCUAUGACGCAAACAAGCCAACGACCCUUAGCUGGAGUCAGAGACUAAAAAUUAUCAGAGGUGUGGCUUCAGGUUUGCUCUACCUGCAUGAAGAGUGGGAGCAGAUUGUUCUACACAGAGAUAUAAAAGCAAGCAAUGUCUUGCUGGACAGUGAAAUGAAUGGAAAAUUGGGAGACUUUGGACUAUCAAGAUUGUAUGAUCAUGAUAGCGAUCCCCAAAUCACUCGUGUGGUAGGAACUUUCGGUUAUAUAGCUCCAGAGCUCACUAAAACAGGCAGGGCAACUACAAGCACUGAUGUCUUCGCCUUCGGGGUUUUCGUACUUGAGGUUAUCUGUGGAAGGAGGCCAAUAAUGCAACAAGAAUCACUGGACCUUCAUUUGGUGGACUGGGUGUGGAGGAGUUGGAGGAAUGGAGUAAUUCUAGAGGUUCCAGAUGCAAGACUGGGAGGUGAUUACCAUCUGGGGGAAUUGGAAAUGAUCUUAAAGAUGGGAUUGCUUUGUUCACAUCCUGUGCCUGCAGCAAGACCAACCAUGCGCCAAGUGAUGCAGUUCUUGGAUGGUGAUCUUUCACUGCCGCAAAUACCCAAGGAUGGGAAGGGCAUCACUAUUUCAUCACCAGAGCAUGCUGAAGAAUUAGAAUAAGCAUAAUUUCAUAAGUUUCACUUGUAAACUGUUCCAUCCACUGAGAAAGAGCCCAUCCUCUUUGAAGGUUGUUGAUUUUCUUGAAUUCAGGUAACUAGUGGAAUUUGAAUGUGAGUGCUAUAUUUCGUCAUUUCCUCUCUUCCAACUUCACUGAGAGACCAAAAAUAACAUCCAAUUAAGUGGUCAUAUCCAUCCUUUA
Phoenix dactylifera (date palm) is the source of this 3570-nucleotide messenger RNA. The record is from RefSeq and is a predicted model, not a curated record. NCBI's taxonomy places the organism in Eukaryota, Viridiplantae, Streptophyta, Magnoliopsida, Arecales, Arecaceae.